Messenger RNA from Odontomachus brunneus, 408 nucleotides. RefSeq names its product gonadotropin-releasing hormone receptor-like. Lineage: Eukaryota; Metazoa; Arthropoda; Insecta; Hymenoptera; Formicidae. The transcript has 2 exons. Gene Ontology annotation, cellular component: membrane. Gene Ontology annotation, molecular function: G protein-coupled receptor activity; peptide binding. The annotation marks the transcript as partial. The record is from RefSeq and is a predicted model, not a curated record. Gene Ontology annotation, biological process: G protein-coupled receptor signaling pathway.
AAUAAUGUUUCUCGACGGUAUGGAGAAGACAUUGCAAUUAAACGAAACCGGGGUGAGUCCCAAAUACGACUAUAUUGAUGCGCUGAUCGAUAUGGACCUCAACAAGGGCAAAUUGAUAAAGAUAAUUGCUUAUAGUAUCUUAAUGAUAAUAUCUGGGACUGGAAAUAUUGCUAUGCUAAUAAUGACUAUAAUACAAAAACAAAAGUCCAAGUUCCGGAUAAACAUCCUGAUGAUGCACCUGGCGAUAGCUGACCUCUUUGUGACGUUUCUGAAGAUACCGUUAGAAAUCGGAUGGUCAAUUACGGUGUCAUGGGAAGCGGGGGACGCGAUGUGUCGUAUAAUGACCUUCUUCAGAUUAUUCGGCCAGUAUCUUUCAUCUUUCGUAAUUGUCUGCAUAAGUAUAGACAG